This is a messenger RNA of Iphiclides podalirius (scarce swallowtail), 1470 nucleotides long. Lineage: Eukaryota; Metazoa; Arthropoda; Insecta; Lepidoptera; Papilionidae. The record is from the annotation of a GenBank genome assembly.
AUGGACGCUAAGUCGAAUAAAAGCCUAGAGGGCAGUGAUUGUGAUGAAAAGAAAUACGAGAUGGUGCCUCCUGAAGGUGGCUGGGGUUACCUCAUCUGCGUUGGGUUGUCAGUUAUUUUCAUAGCGGGUACAGCACAUCAGCCAGUCUUCGGAUUCAUUUAUAACGAUUUUCUCGACGAGCUGGGAGCGGGUACCGGUGCCGUCACUGUCGUCUACGGGGUGUUCCAAGUAACCGUGGCACUGGCAGGUUUCUCGGCUAACAUAGCUUUAAAGAAGUUAUCCUUAAGGCAACUGAUAAUAACAAAUGGAUUUCUUCAAGGCCUCGGAAUGGGUUUACUCAUUCCGGUCUCCUACACGAGUUUCAACAGUUAUUUCACCAAGAAAAAAGUGCUCUAUCUCAGUUUAUGCAAAGCUUCUAUCGGGCUCAUUACAAUGAUGUAUCCACUGUUCAUUAAAUUCACAAUAACGGAGUACGGAUUCAGAGUAAUACCACCUACACCCGCCGUUGACAACGAUGAAGAUAAGUUCGAUUUUCCGAAAGCAAAAAAUGGUGCAAGUAAGAAUACUGGUGCCAAGUCCGCUGAGAACUUGUUUGUUGCCACCAAGGAGAAACCAAAAAACGGAACUGAGUUACUAUUUGUGCCGAAGCUAGACGAUUCUAGAAGACUAAGUAUUCCCGUAGUUUUAAUACCUGAAGAUGGAAAGACUGACAGUAAAUUUAAUUCCAACGAUAAUGUGUAUUUAGAAAAUUUGUACAAAGCAGCAUCCGUCUCUAGCCUUGGCAAUUUUGGUAACAUUGCAGCCGAGCCCAUGCCAAUCAUCAAAAAUAAAGAAGGGAAAUGGCAAACUGUUGCAGAGUUCCUGGACUUGACACUCUUGAAAGACCUUGUUUACGACAAUAUCAUAAUCGGAAUGUCGUUAACGUUCUUUUCCGAUCUGACGUUCUUUACGCUGGAGCCGUUAUUUUUGGACAAAAAUAACUUAACACGGUCUGAAAUAGCGAACAUAAUCGCAACUGGUGGCGCUACCGACAUGUCCGCUCGACUUCUGCUGGGCGUAUCUGGGCAAUUCUUCCGAAUGAACAGCCGCCACAUGUUUUACGUAGGCGCUCUACUCACCGCCAUAUUUAGAGUAGCGUUCGUACAAUUCACGACGUACAUCCCGCUGUUGAUAACGACCGGAGUGCUGGGAGCGCUAAGAUCGCUUUUGCACAUCGCUCAGCCCAUAGUGAUGGCGGAACACGUACCUAUAGAGAGAUACCCACCCGCCUACGGUCUAUACAUGCUGCUCGCUGGUGGAAUUAGCUUAACCAUUGGACCAAUGAUAGGAUUUAUCCGCGAUUACACGGGAAAUUAUGUAUUGGCAUUUAGUAUGUUAACGAUGUGUAACGUGUUCUGCGUUGUACCUUGGACAAUAGAGGCUUUAUUGAAAUAUUUUAAACAUAAAAAGUCUCCGCGUAGUAAUGAAGUC